GUUAUUCUGCUGUUCUUUAAAUACGCGCGAAAUGUGUUCUAAUGACUUUGAUUGCGGCCCUCGAGACCUUGAUGGAGAUUAUUGAGCCGGCACCAGCACAUGUCUCCUUCAUCAGAAAUCUGUGGGCGAUCUAUCCUGAGCAUGUAGUCGGGACUACUGUAGUGCUUGCAAUGGCCCCGUUCGCUGUACGAGCUGCAUACUUAAAGCACCACCGGCCCUGGUACUACAGGAAAGAAUAUACAGUUGUCAGGGAUGACGACCCCUACGCAAAGGUUCUGGAGGAAGCCUACAAGGACUUUGUUCCUCACCCACUUCCCAAAUAAGGACACAAGCACAAUGCACCAGCGUAGGUUCCUCGGCUCAUCUCUGUAAUAAAUAAAAGCGUUGUGUUGAUUGUUU
Messenger RNA from Dermacentor andersoni, 399 nucleotides. RefSeq names its product RNA polymerase III subunit I (gene Polr3I). The record is from RefSeq and is a predicted model, not a curated record. Gene Ontology annotation, cellular component: RNA polymerase III complex. Gene Ontology annotation, biological process: transcription initiation at RNA polymerase III promoter. NCBI's taxonomy places the organism in Eukaryota, Metazoa, Arthropoda, Arachnida, Ixodida, Ixodidae. Gene Ontology annotation, molecular function: nucleotide binding.